Molecule: messenger RNA, 905 nt
Organism: Teleopsis dalmanni
Lineage: Eukaryota; Metazoa; Arthropoda; Insecta; Diptera; Diopsidae
Gene: Prosbeta6
Product: proteasome subunit beta type-1
Exons: 2
Coding region: 123-836 (237 amino acids)
Cellular component (GO): proteasome core complex
Source: RefSeq, a predicted model, not a curated record
GUGUCAAACAAAAAAUCAUUUGUCAUCUCGUUAGACGCAAAACUCUCAAAUCGCCGGAGAAAUUGCUAAAUCAUUUUUAAUCUAAAAUAUAUUUAAUAAUAACAUAAAUUUUGUUAACAAUAAUGUUUGCAAACAUGUUGAAUAAGAGUGCUGCACCAAUGCCAUAUGCUGAAGCACCUGGUAUACAACGUUAUGAUUUCUCACCAUACGAAUCCAAUGGAGGUUCCAUUGUUGCUAUUGGUGGGGAUGAUUUUGUUGUUAUUGGUGCCGAUACACGUCUGAGUACUGGAUAUUCUAUACACACUCGUGAUCAAAAUAAGAUUUUCAAAUUGACACCCAAUACUGUUUUGGGUUCAACUGGUUGCUGGUGUGAUUCGCUAGCUUUGACCAGUUUAUUACGUGCCCGUGUACAAAUGUAUGAGCAUUCACAUUUGAAGACUAUUUCUACUGAUGCUAUCGCUCAAUUAUUGUCAGUACUUAUGUACAGUAAACGUUUCUUUCCAUACUACGUGUCUAACAUAUUAGCUGGUCUCGACAACGAGGGUAAAGGUAUUGUUUAUUCAUAUGAUCCAAUUGGUCAUUGUGAACGUACCAAAUAUCGUGCUGGCGGUUCAGCUGGUGCACUAUUACAACCAGUUCUAGAUAAUCUAAUUGGUUAUAAAAACAUGAACAUCGAUGAGAUUCCACCGAUUUCAUUGGAACGCGCUAUCUCUGUCACUACAGAUGUUUUCAUUUCAGCUGCUGAACGUGAUAUUUACACUGGUGAUGCGGUUCUAAUAAACAUUAUCACUAAAGAUGGUGUUGAAGUGAAAGAAAUUGCACUACGUAAAGAUUAAGCGUCAGAGAAAAAUUGAGUUUAACAAAUCGAAAUUUUGUAAUAUGAAAUAAAAUUAGUUUUCUUUAUA